AUGCCCCCCAGCUGCCAGGCCCUGCUGGAUGCUCAGGCGCUGCCCAAGCUGUCCCAGCGCAAUCAGGCACUGAGCCAAGCCUGUGCCCCCUACCAGCGCCUGUGCCCGCCUGAGGGGGCCCUGCACACCUGCGCCCCACUCAGCGCCCAGCUCUGCCGCCACCGCCUCCAGGAGUGCCAGACGGUGGCCGCAGCCCCGAGUCCUGACGCAGCAGCGGAGGCGGCAAUGCCAGGGAGCUGUGGGCGCCGCGGGAUCACACAAGCCAACGCCACAGCCCCCCGAGGACGGAUCAUGGGCGGCAGCGUGGCCCCGCGGGGCGCCUGGCCCUGGCUGGUGUCGGUGCGGCUGCACGGGGAGCUGAUGUGCGGAGGGGUGCUGGUGGGGCUCUCCUGGGUCCUCACGGCGGCACACUGCUUUGGCGGGAACCGGAACGAGCUGGCCUGGACAGUGGUGGUGGGCGACUACGAGCUGGGCAAGCCGGGAGCGGGCAAGCGGGCAGUGCCCGUCCGGCGCAUCCUGCCUCACCCUAAGUUUAAUCCAAAGACGUUUCACGGGGACUUGGCGCUGCUGGAGUUGGCAGUGCCGCUGGCCCCAUCAUCCACCGUCAGCCCCGUGUGCCUUCCCAGCGGCCCCGCGGAGCCCAGCCCCGGCACCCCCUGCUACAUCGCGGGCUGGGGUUCCCUCUACGAAGAGGGACCAGCAGCCGACGUGGUGAUGGAGGCGCAGGUACCCCUGCUCAGCCAGGAGACGUGCCGGGGUGCCCUGGGCAAGGACCUUCUCACCAGUGCCAUGUUCUGUGCUGGGUAUUUGUCUGGAGGCAUCGACUCCUGCCAGGGCGACUCAGGGGGCCCGCUGGCGUGCGAGGACCCCACUUCGCACCACUUUGUCCUCUACGGUAUCACCUCGUGGGGUGAUGGCUGCGGUGAGCGGGGCAAGCCAGGAGUCUACACCCGUGUCACUGCCUUCACGGACUGGCUGAGUCUCCAGAUGGACUCUGCCCCUGGCAGCCGAGAACCGAGCUGUUUCGACCUGCUAGCCUUGGCACAGCUGCCCCCCGAGCAGCAGUCCCCGGAGCGCGCCCGUCUCUGCGCCUUCUACGCCGGAUCCUGUCGGGCGCCUCAGGGCCGGGCCACCUGUGCCCGCCUGGCCGAGGAGGCCUGCCAUGCCAGAACGAGACGAUGCGAGCUGCACUCCUAUGCCCAGACCUUGGUGGAUCUCCUGCGCCAGGCUGGGGACUUCAUCCAAAACCAGUUUGAUUUCUCCUUCCUCACCCGCACUCUGCCUCAGCUCCUGGGCAAGAUCUACGGGCACUUCUUCCCUCCCCGUGUCCGCAGGGAUGCCCCAGGCCUGGCUGUGGCACGGGGCCAAUCCAGCCCCACAGCAGUGGGAUCCCAGAGACCCCCCAGCAGGUGGGGGGACAGGCGGAUGCCUCCCUUUGCAGAGCUUUUUGGGGUAGUGGGACCCCAGUUGCAGGACUGGGUGGAGGCUCUGAGGACCAUGGCAGGGGGCAGCCAUCUGGUGACAACACAGGACAGGAAGCAGCUCCCAGGGGAGAUGCAGCUCUUCCUGCAGGGUGAGGAUGUGGUGGAGGAGAUGGUGGCACAGGGACGAGCCUUCCUCACCCAGCUGCGAGCAGAGUUGGACCUUGGCACCACCCCAAAAGCCAUGGAGCCACAACGGGCAUCUGGAGAGCUGGCAGGGACCCUCGUUCCAAGCCAUGAACCCCGGUCUGCACUGAGGGAGAAACGUGAACUGGUGCCCACGGAGCUGCCCAGGGUGGAGGAGGAAGAGGAGGAGGAGGCAGGUGUGGGCAGAGGGGCUGCAGCCUGUCCUGGCCUCAACGAGUCGGCAGUGCGGGUGGGUGCGGUGCGGGACCUAUAUGCCUGGGUGCUGCGGGUGCCCGAGGCAGACCUGGCCAUGACCUUCCAAGAGAUCCUGGUGGACUUGGGCUCCAAAAACACCCAGGGACUGUACCGGGCACAGGUUCGGGCCACUGUAGGGGGCCGCCCCACAGCCUUCACUGGUCUUGUGGGGCUGGAGAGUGACUCACUGGCCCGUAGCAUGCCUGGCCUUGUCGCUCUGGCGCUAGAAGUGCUGAAAACCUAA
Messenger RNA from Pseudopodoces humilis (Tibetan ground-tit), 2106 nucleotides. It is a transcript of the gene PRSS56, whose product is annotated as serine protease 56. The record is from RefSeq and is a predicted model, not a curated record. Gene Ontology annotation, biological process: proteolysis. Lineage: Eukaryota; Metazoa; Chordata; Aves; Passeriformes; Paridae. Gene Ontology annotation, molecular function: serine-type endopeptidase activity.